Molecule: messenger RNA, 2139 nt
Organism: Thrips palmi
Lineage: Eukaryota; Metazoa; Arthropoda; Insecta; Thysanoptera; Thripidae
Exons: 14
Coding region: 205-1983 (592 amino acids)
Source: RefSeq, a predicted model, not a curated record
GCACCCAGCACCCCCUGGCCUGGCCUGGACUUGGCAGCGCGCAGUCGCUCGCCGUCGCUCGCAGUCGCUUCCAGACGGCAUUUACAUUUGCCUGCGUUUCAGGGGGUGGACUCCACAGUGCCUGCUCCCGGUUUCUUAGCGACGUGUCGGCUUCACAGGAGGCAGGGAAUGGUGCACCUCGGUCUGUGAGCCACGCCACCGGGGAUGCGGUACGGUUCGUCGACCUGUCUGUGGUCCUGUCUGUGGCCAUGUCUUUUGGCGAGCCUCUCGUCAGCUCGCCUCGGGACAGCGGCCACGAUUCCCGACCCAGCAGACGCCCCGCAGGGGCUCGCCAGGGACAGUCUGCGGACCAAGCCAUCUUGUCAAAUCAUGAUUGGUAAUUCCAUCGUACGCUCCUGCGGCUACAUCGAGCAUAGUGAUGCUUGCUGCAUGGGACCCCUCUCCACCAAACCGAUCUCCAGCACCCAGCGCCACCUGGCGGAGGGCCCGGCGCACUCCAACGUCACCUUUACCACCCUCUAUGGAGACGGCUUGUACUUCCUGAGCCACGACGAGGGCUGUGGCUCCGACCACGAGUGCUGGGAGGUGUCGCUGGGCCGGCUGGGGCAGCUGGGCUCGGCCCUGGACACCACGUCGGACGGCAUGGUGGAGGUCCUGGUGUCCUUCAUGGCGGGGCCCAAGGUGUACAACGUGUCCCUGUCGACCGUCACCACGUCGCGCGCCUCCAAGGACGGCGCGGCGCAGAGCGGGCCCGAGUGCAAGAUGCUGCGGGCCAGCACGCCCGUCCUGGACAUCUCGGGGCAGGACGCCACGCUGCGGCUGGUGCCGCCCCAGGGUGGCAUGCCCAGCAACAUGCCGGCCGUGUGCGUCACCUUCCACAGCGACCAGUGCCGCGUCGACUGCAAAGACUUCGCCGUGCCCACCGAGUGCAAGCGGAGCCGCUUCCACCAAUCGGUGCACUGCGUGGAGAAGCCGUUCGACUCCGUCCUGACCAUCCGCAACGUGACGAAGUUCCAGCCGGACAUCGACCACGCCGACCUCGUGAACACCGCCAACAAGGACUACCCGCUGCAGUUCCACUGUGCCAGGCUUCAACUGGGCGGCUGCGUCCUGGCUACUCCAACCAUAGCCGUCCGCAUGAGCUCGUCCAGCGAGCCCGCGGAGGUGUCCGUGGUGGCGUACGGGGCGCGGUGGGCGACCCCGCUGCGCAGCCUCCUGCUCGUCACCAUCCCCCUCUGCCUCGCCGUACUGCUGCUCUGCGUCGUGCACAACUUCUGUUCGGGCAGCACCUCCAUAGGCUGGCGCCAGUACCCGCAGCUGCCGCUCCACUUCCGGUCCGAGGACCACGCCGUGGUGCGGCCCGCGGCGGCCGCGGCGCCCCCGCCGCCCGAGCCCAGUCGCCGCAUCAUCCUGGUGUACUGCAAGCCCAGCGGCGACGACGACUGCGACGGCCACGUGCUGUCGGGGGCCUUGCGCGCCCUGGGCCGCAUCCUCAGCGCGGGCGGCAAGACCGAGGUGAUCGACAUGUACGACGACCCCUGCCUGCUGGAGGACGGCGCCGUGAUGCGCGCGUCGGAUAUCCUGAACGACGCGGACGCCGUCCUGGUGGUGGUGCUCACCCCCCUCUUGGCGGAGACGCUGCGCCCCAGUCGCGGCUCUCGCAGCGCCCUCGACAUGGACCCGUUCCAGAAGUUCAUCACCACGCUGGCGCUGGGACUGAGCCACGUGCCGCAGCGCGCCGCCAAGCGCGUCUUCCCCGUCAGCUUGGAUGCUCGACAACAACCAGACUUUCUCAUCGGCGUCCCGAUCACUGCGGUAUACGUGAUGCCGUACCACCUCAUGGACCUGCUGCGGGCGAUUCCAGGGGUCUCUGAAGACGCCUCUUCUUACGCCAAAUUCCAAGCCGAGGAGCAGAAACUCAAAAUGUACACGAGAAUGUACAGCGAACUGAAGCCGGGAGGGGAUUCCGUCGAUAGCGUCUAAUCGAUCCUCGUAAUCGAUCUAUGCCACAUGGUGGAGUUGUGAUCCUGGGAUCAGAAAUGAAUACGAACCAAGGACCAGCGCCGCGAGAAGAUAUUAAGUAUUGUAAACAUUUGAACCAAAUAAGUAAGACUGGACACGUUUUGUAUUGAGUUGUAA